Messenger RNA from Iphiclides podalirius (scarce swallowtail), 444 nucleotides. NCBI's taxonomy places the organism in Eukaryota, Metazoa, Arthropoda, Insecta, Lepidoptera, Papilionidae. The record is from the annotation of a GenBank genome assembly.
AUGGCCACAUCUAAAAAAAAGACCAGGAAGCUUAGAGGACACGUGAGCCAUGGACAUGGUCGUAUUGGUAAACACCGCAAGCAUCCCGGUGGUCGUGGUAAUGCCGGUGGUGAACAUCACCACAGAAUCAAUAUGGAUAAAUAUCACCCUGGAUAUUUUGGCAAGCUUGGUAUGAGGAACUACCAUUUGAGGCGGAAUAAGGACUUUUGUCCUGUUUUGAACUUGGACAAGCUGUGGACUUUAGUUUCAGAGCAGACCAGGCUUAAAUAUGCCAAUGCCUCUGAUGGUAAGGUGCCUGUUAUCAACAUUGUCAAGGCUGGUUACUACAAAUUGCUGGGCAAAGGCAAACUUCCAAAGCAGCCUGUGAUUGUCAAAGCAAAAUUCUUCUCUAAGACUGCUGAGAAGAAAAUUAAAGAUGUUGGUGGGGUGUGCGUAUUGUCUGCG